GAAUACAAAUAUCGUGUUUCAAAGCUUAUCAGUUAGCUCUAAGUUAUAACCAUGGCAUAUGGAACAUGGUUGAAUUAGCGACUUCAGAUUAGGCGCCAAAUUACUCAUUAUCGUUACAGUUUUAUAACCGUAAUAUACAAAUUCUGUUGUUUUUACGUAACAAGAUUGAUGUAACUCCGGGUCGAGUUCUAUUCUGUUAUAACAAUGUUUUACGCACAUUUUGUGCUGGCCAAGAAAGGCCCCUUGGCCAAGAUUUGGUUGGCAGCUCAUUGGGACAAAAAGUUAACCAAAGCCCAUGUAUUUGAAACUAACAUAGAAAAGUCUGUGGAUGGUAUUUUGAAGCCAAAAGUUAAAAUGGCUUUACGGACUUCUGGCCAUCUGUUGCUUGGUGUUGUCAGGAUCUACUCUAGGAAGGCCAAGUAUCUUUUACAAGAUUGCAAUGAAGCAUUUGUUAAAAUUAAGUUGGCUUUCCGACCUGGUAUGGUGGAUCUGCCUGAGGAGCAUAGAGAAGCAGCCAUGAAUGCUAUAACUCUACCAGAGGUUUUUCAUGACUUUGACACGGCUAUGCCAGAAUUGAAUGAAGUGGACAUUGAAGCUCAAUUUUCCCUGAAUCAGUCUAGAGCUGAAGAGAUCACUAUGCGAGAAGAUUAUGGUUCUUUAAAUCUGGUUACCCAUGACGAUGGGUUUGGUGAUAUGGGAUUUGACACUGAUAAUCCUGACAUUAUGAGAGAAGCUAUUGGUACUGAAGGGGGUUUGGAACAGAGCAACAUUUUGUUUGCUGAUGGCUCGUCCCUGUCAAUGCAAUUAGCUGGCAAAGAACCAGGUGUGCCAAGUACAAGCGCAACUGGAGUGCCAACCCUAGCCACACCAGCUCAUGAACGUAGGAUGGAAGCAGCACCACAUGGACCCAUGGAUGAUGGAUUUGGGGGUACUAUUGGUGAUGUGGGGGAUUUUGGACACGCGGGCGGCUUGUUCGAGGGCGACCUGUUCGGCGAAGUGACGGCGGGCAGUGGCGCGGGCGGCGCCGCCGCUGGAUUGCCCGGCCUGCCUGGCCUGCCGACCUCCGCGCAGCCACAGUCGCUGCAGGCUGAGAUCGAGGCGGCGGGCGUGGGCGAGGGCGAUGCGGGCGAUGCUGCAGCUGACGCCCCUGAUUCGGAUGACGACAUGGGCGACCACUACGAUGCCGGUCACUCGCCGCCCCACAGCUGGGGCGGGUCGCCGCCGCCAGAGGGCGCGGGACGCGCGGAGCCGGCGACCGACCUGAUGCCGCCGCCCGCUCUACCGCGUCCUCCCUCCGUCAGGCCCAUGGAGGUGGACCCGACGCCAGAGGAAGGUGGCGCAGCCGGUGAGGCGGGCGCGGGAGAAGCGGUGCCGGCAGAGGGCGCGGUGUUGAGCGGAGUGGCGGCGGGAGCGGAGGCGGCCGCGGGAGUGGACGCGGACCGAGCCGCACACGACAACACUACGCUGCUGCAAAACGAAGAGGAAUCCUUUGCGCUAGCACCAGUCGAUGCCACCGUGCUCAAGGGUAUAACGAAAACUAAACGCAAACGUAAACUGAUCGUCGACGAGGUAAAGAAUAUAUCUGGAGAGGAAAUGAAAAAUCAGCUAAGCAACACAUCGGACAUAGUGACUACAUUAGAUUUGGCCCCACCGACACGGCGACUCAUGCACUGGAAGGAGACUGGAGGAGUUGAAAAACUAUUUACGUUACCUGCCAGGCCUAUACCAUCGCGGGUUCUUUUCAAGAAGUACCAGCGCAACAUGACACUGCGCAGCGAGGCGGAGGAAGUGGAGGCACGCUCGCCCGAGCCCGAGGUGGCUCGCCGACAGACCCGCAAGCGCCGACACGACGAGACGAUCCAACCGCCAGAAACACCAGCGCCGGCACCAGUUCCAGAAUUGGAGCCACCUACACCUGUACCUCAAGAAUAUGAACCCUCAGUUGAGGCGGAGCGAGAGGCAGAAGCGGCUGCAGGAGACGCGGCGCCACAUCCCUCGAUACUAAGUGGUAUGUUAAGCUCGCUGGGUCCACCAUUGACGCCUGGUGUUCUAGGACCAUUAACGCCUGGAAGCUUACUCCAAGGGGGUCUCACUCCUGGAGGCCUGCAACAUGGCUCUAUGACGCCAGGUGGGUUAGCACACGGAGGCAUGACUCCGGCAGGACUCCAACACGGGGAGGGCCAACCAAUGGAUUUAGGGUUGGCAGCGAGCGGUAUGACGCCGGCUGGAUUGCACCAUGGAGGUAUGACUCCUGGCGAUAUGAGCGGUAUUGGUGGCAUGACACCCGCGUUGGGGCUGGACAGCAUGACACCGGGCGGCCUGCAGCACGGAGGUCUCACACCUGCCGCCCUGCAUCAUGGGGGCAUGACACCAGGCGGUUUGGACCACGGUGGUAUGACACCAGGUGGUUUACAACACGGCGGCAUGACGCCCGCGGGUUUACAGCAUGGAGGUAUGACCCCGGUGGGCUUACAACACGGCGGUAUGACUCCAGCGGGGCUCCAACAUGGCGGCAUGACACCAGCUGGGCUACAACAUGGUGGCAUGACCCCAUCCGGUGUCCAGCACGGUGCGUUGCUGCAGCAUAGCAUGGAACAGCUACCGAUGAUGCCGCAGCUGGGCGCCGGCGAGCAGCUGCAGCCCACGCAUGUGCCCAUGGAGCCGCUCAUACCGCUCGACGAGCACGCAGACUACCAGACUGGAAUGCAAAUGACGAAUUUAGGGUACGACGAUCAGCAAGGGCAUCACAGUCCGCCUCACGACUACGAUCUUCCACUCACACCUGAAAAUGCGGAGGAGGGCGAGCGCGAAGCGGGUGAGACGGAUGAACAGUUCGAGGAGCGUGUACUGAACCGUCGCGCGGCACAGCUGUUCGCUGCUAUGAGGCCCAAGCUCGCCGCCGGGCUGCAGCUCUCCUUUACGGACCUCGCGCCUAGCCACAACAACAGGAAGCAGGUGGCGCAAAAGUUUUACAGUUUACUUGUGCUCAAAAAACAUCAAGUGUUGAAACUAGAACAGCAUGAGACUUAUGGACCUAUUACUAUUACCAAGGGCAAUCAGUUUGAAACUGAAGCUAUUUAAGUAGUUAUAUAACGAUAGAAAGUUAUUUAUAUUAUUUGUAAUAUAAUAACUAGUGUUUCGUGAGCUUAGCGAUAGUCAAAUCGCUAUGCUCGCGAAAUACAAACAGAGAGAAAUAUCAGAAUUAGUUUAUAUAAUGUGAGUAUGCAGUGUUUAGUUGUAAUGUUAUGGACUUACGGGACUAGGAUGAGCCAAAAAUAUUGUGUAAGUCAUCCUUUUGACUCGAGUUCAUUGAAACAUUAAUUUUUACUUUUAACUUUUGGACCAAAUAAUGUUACGAGUGUUGAUCUCAUAAAAACAGAUUGUAUUGAAGCUAUUACAAUAGUAAUAGCUUUGGCAGUUUUAUUGUACUCGAAUCAAGAGCGAAUGUGCAGUUGUGAUUCAGAUGUUAUGUUCUAUCGAUGUGACUAGUGGGGAAAUGCCUUAAUUUGUUUUGCGGUAGGUUAAGUAAGGUUAAACAUGCAGUUUUCCAUAUUAUGUAUAACAUUUGCCUUACAUUUGUCCUAUUUUGCAUAUUGUCCUACUACGCCUCAAAAGUCAAUAGGGCGUGGAUUCGAAGAUCCCUUAUUCCAAGAUAGGAGUAAUCUAAUUAUUAUUGUAAAAACGUUAUGAUAAGUUUUUCAUUGUUCUAGUUUUCAGUGGUAAUAGAGUAAAAUAAGUAUUACUAUAUUGUUACUUUUGAAUCCCAAAAUUAUGUAAGCAUGUUUUUUGGUACUAAUGAUGUGUAGAAGUAAAAUUAUGUUAUGGCUUAUACAUAUUUAUGAAAAUGUAUUUCUUCUCAAGGAAGUGUAGACAUUCAAUCUUAUUUUAUUGUGCCUUGAUACAUUUAUUUUAAUAUUUACAAAUUUGACAUUACGGCAAAUCAUUGACAUGUAACAAGUAAUUUAGAUAAAGAUCUACAACAAAUGUAAAAGUACCUCUAAUACAUAUAUAUUGCUUUUAUAUAAAAAUGUGGAGAUCCCUUGUAUUUCGUAUGUGUAUCAAUUCUGUUAGCAGCGCCGUCAUGUGCAUGUCAAUUUUAAUUGGUGCUGUAUUGCACUUGUAGAGCUAAACGAUUGUGGUUGUCGAAGUGGAGAAAGCUCUUAUAAAUACAGAUUAUCGAUAAAAUUUUAUUGUCAUGAAGCCUAUUUAUUUAUAUUAGAAACUGAUCAUGAUAAAAAUAUACACAAUGUAUUUUUCAUAUCACAUUCGUAUGCGAAUAGCAGGAUAUAACAUUGUUAACAUGUUGCAUUAAUAUUUCACAAAUUUCUGUGAAAAUUUAGUGAUAAUUAGACACCAAAUAAGUAAUUCAAUAUUAAUAUAAGAAAAACAGCAAUCAUAUUUACUACAUUUUAUACGUGGCGAAUAGAUGUGUGAAUGGUUCUAGUUUUUACAUUUCUUUGAGAACUUCAUAUAUUACGAUGAUGAGUUAUUUAAUUUGCAAAGUGAGUACAAACCGAUGAAUUUUUGGAAUUUAUUCAUUUUGUUAUACAUUGAGUCAGUAUCGUUUAAAAAAAAUAUAAAUAAAGCAUUAAGAAUGCCUGAAUACUGUUCGGCAAAGUAAAACACCUUAAAUAUUUUGUAAAACAGAAUUUAAGAGUUUACCUCUAGGAACAAAAGAAUUGAUAUUUCUUUUUUCUUUCGAGAGGUAUUCGCUUAGAUGCUUUUCAUUAAAAAAAAAAAAAAAAAAAUUGCAAUAAAUUUGUUGAUAAUACAAA
Galleria mellonella (greater wax moth) is the source of this 4775-nucleotide messenger RNA. RefSeq names its product double-strand-break repair protein rad21 homolog (gene vtd). The transcript has 21 exons. Gene Ontology annotation, cellular component: synaptonemal complex; cohesin complex. The coding region runs from base 205 to 3081 and encodes 958 amino acids. NCBI's taxonomy places the organism in Eukaryota, Metazoa, Arthropoda, Insecta, Lepidoptera, Pyralidae. The record is from RefSeq and is a predicted model, not a curated record. Gene Ontology annotation, biological process: synaptonemal complex assembly; mitotic sister chromatid cohesion; replication-born double-strand break repair via sister chromatid exchange. Gene Ontology annotation, molecular function: protein binding; chromatin binding.